CGGUGGCACCCCUCCGCCCCUCCCGGUUCUGUCGGUUGAGCCGAGCUGAGAGUAAAUAGAAGCAGGAGCCCAAAAUGGCGGAGUCGCCGAGUCCGGUUCGUGGCGCGGCGUCGCCGGAGCAGGAGCCGUUCGGCGCCAGGCCGGCUCCGGACGCGAAGGCUGCCCGUGGGUCCCAGCCAGCCGCGAAGAAGAUGAAGGGAGCUGACGAGAGGAGCCUGAAGGGCGCUAAGCGCGUCAACGGCGAAGGGGGCGGUGGUGGCGGCAACGGCGGGAGCGGCAAGCAGCCGCCGCCGCUGCCGGCCGCGGUGCCCGGCUACAGCAGCGCCGCGGCCUGGGGCUUCCCCGCGCUGCCCUCCGGCCCCUCGGGGAGCGCGGGGGGCUUCGCCUUCCCCGCUCAGCUGCCCCGGAAGCUGCUGUCGCCCGCCGUGUUGCUGCCGUCGUCUGCCUCCCCCUCCGCUUCCCACCAGCAGCACCAGCACCGCCACCACAGGCACCGCCUGGCCCUGGCCGCCGAGGCGGGAGGCGGCGGCGCGGCCGGCGCUGGCGGCGGGAGCGCCAAGCCGAAGAGGCCCAAGGAGAAGCGGGACAAGGAGAGGAAGAAACACGGAGCGCUGCCCGCGCUCGCGGCGGCCGGCGAUGGCGGCGGGGGCCUGAGCGCGGCCGGCCGGGAGGAGAACGGCGAGGUGAAUCUGCUGCUGCAGAAAGCUCAAAUCAAAGACAAAAUUAAAGAAAGGGAUAAGAAGCAAAAAGAGAAGAAGAAGCACAAAAUAAUGAAUGAAAUCAAGAAAGAAAAUGGAGAGGUCAAAUUAUUGCAGAAAGUUACUGCAGGAGAAGGUUGCAGUUUCCUAUAUUGCAGAGAGGAAGAAAUGAAUUCAGGUGGGAAGGAGAAACCAAAAACCAAUGCAGAAGAACUACAGAUUAAAAAAGUUAAGAAGAAAAAGAAAAAGAAACAUAAAGAGAAUGAGAAAAGGAAGCGUCCAAAAAUGUACAGCAAAUCCAUUCAGACCAUCUGCUCAGGACUGGUUUCUGAUGUUGAGGAUCAGGAAGCUAAAGGCAUCAUAGAUGAUCAUCUUAAGGAUUUCAAUGGGAAAAAUAUGGAUCCCAAGAAGGACUAUGAGUCCAAGAUACCAGAGAACAGUGAGUUUCCAUUUGUCUCGUUAAAGGAGCCACGGGUUCAAAAUAAACUCAAAAGGUUGGACACAUUGGAGUUCAAACAGCUGAUUCAUAUUGAGCACCAGCCUAAUGGAGGUGCAUCAGUUAUCCAUGCCUACAGUAAUGAACUCUCCCACUUAUCUCCUGUGGAGAUGGAGAGAUUUGCAGAAGAGUUUGUGGGUCUGGUUUUUAGUGAAAAUGAAAACUGUGCAGCUUACUAUGUAAUGGGUAUUGUUCAUGGGGCAGCUACUUAUUUACCUGACUUUUUAGACUACUUUUCAUUUAAUUUUCCCAAUUCACCAGUGAAAAUGGAGAUUUUGGGAAAGAAAGAUAUAGAGACAACAACUAUGUCAAAUUUUCAUGCUCAGGUAAAAAGAACAUACUCUCAUGGUACCUAUAGAGCUGGCCCAAUGAGACAGAUCAGCCUAGUUGGAGCAGUUGAUGAGGAAGUGGGGGAUUACUUUCCUGAAUUCCUUGAUAUGUUGGAAGAAUCACCUUUCUUAAAAUGUACACUGCCAUGGGGAACACUUUCUAGUUUAAAAUUAGAGAGUCGUAAAGACAGCGAUGAUGGUCCCAUCAUGUGGGUACGUCCAGGAGAACAGAUGAUCCCUGUGGCUGACAUGCCAAAGUCACCUUUCAAAAGGAAGAGAACUACCAAUGAAAUCAAAAACUUGCAGUACCUACCUCGAACCAGUGAGCCCCGUGAAAUGCUAUUUGAAGACCGGACACGAGCCCAUGCAGAUCACAUAGGACAAGGUUUUGAACGGCAGACUACAGCUGCUGUUGGAGUGUUGAAGGCUGUGCACUGUGGAGAGUGCUCUCCAGUGAACACAAAUACACUCAUUAAGGGAUGUUAUGGAGGAUGCAGGUCUGAGCAGCCUCGUAUAACCAAAGAUGUAAUUUGUUUUCAUGCUGAAGACUUCUUGGAGGUAGUUCAGCGAAUGCAAUUGGAUUUGCACGAGCCCCCACUCUCACAGUGCGUCCAGUGGGUUGAUGAUGCAAAACUUAAUCAACUGCGAAGGGAAGGCAUUCGAUAUGCCAGAAUUCAGUUAUUUGAUAAUGACAUUUAUUUUAUUCCAAGGAAUGUCGUACACCAGUUCAAAACAGUUUCAGCUGUGUGCAGUUUGGCUUGGCACAUCCGACUCAAGCUAUAUCAUUCAGAGGAAGAACUUUCUCAAAAUGCAAAUACUCUUGAAGCAGGGACAUCUGCAGACCCCAAGUCUUCGGUUAUCGGACUUCAGACUGACAACAGAAUUUGUACGACAAGCAAAAAUACCUCCGAAGACACCAAAUUUUCAGAUACUCUGCAGACAAAAUAUCUGCAGCAGGAAUUUAUGUCAAUAAAACAUGAACCUAUUGCAUCUCACCGAAUAAAAGAAGAAUCCAUGAAUGUUGAUCUUGCUGGAAAGACAGUGGCACCUAAUGACAUCGAGGGUCAGAAUGUUCAGACUAGAUUGGAUCACGUCGAAUCGACGGCAUUUAAGUUUGAAAUGGAUUCUAAAUUUGAACCUGGCAACAAGGACAUAAAAGACAAGUUAUGCGCUGGAAGUCACAUACAUCCAGAUGAUACGAGACAACAUAGUUCAUCAUAUCCAAAUCUGCAUGGACAAAGAGAGGAUGAUUUUUUGUGUUAAAUUUGUAUAUAUGGUUUUAAAUUCCUUUUUAAACUUAAUGACGUAAUAAUGUAAAGAUUCAUAAAUUUUGUGAGGCAGGUUUGCGACUUGCCUUCGCAUCUGUUACAGAAAAUAGUUAUGUAGCUUUGUAACAUUCCUCAGUGCCUGUCCAUAACUGUGAAGUAUCAAAGCACUUAGGGCCAGAUGCACUGUAAACACUGCAGGUUUAACAUAAAGAAGUCUUUAAAUAAUUUUCAGUUGUAGGUUUUAGAGUAGAGCUGACAUUUAACAUAUAUAUUUUUUGUAAGAUGAGCCAGAAUUCUUUUUGACAAUUCCAGGCUUUUCCAUAGAGCUUAUUUAUACCAAUUUUUUCAUUUUAAAUGUGUCAGCACUGUAGUGUAAAUAUCUUUUUUAAAAAAUCUUUUUAGUGUGAUUUAUACUGAAAUGUGAGCCGCUUAAUAAAGGUUCAUAAUAACAAAUUGGUUUUAUUUUUGGGUCUGCAAAAAAUAAUUCAGUUAAACUGCCUCUUUAAAUGGUUAUGUUUCUACCUGCACUAAUGCAUAGGAUGCCCUUACUCCAUUCUGGAGUGAGGAGCUGUAGCAAAUCAAGGUAGAGUUGAGGCAUUCUUUGUAAAUCAAGAUCAUUCAGAAUGAAAAAUCAGCCCUUCCUUCACCAGACUUUUACUGUUAAAGGCACUCCCCAAACUCCUGUUGCCAGAUGUUAACAGUGGAGCGGAGAGGCAAAGCUUGCCCCAACCUUUUUGUGUUGUGGAGCACGGUUGGAUAUCUGGUGGGCUCUGGGAACACCACCAGCAACCUCUUUCUGCAGGAUGAGCUGGGGCAAGGGAGCAGACUCCCUUGUAUGCUUACUUUCUCCCCCUUUACAAGCCAGAAUUGAGCUUUUAUUUCAAAAUGUAAAGUGGAACUGUAUUCUUGAAUCAGUGAUCUGAUAGAACAAAGAUUAUUUCUAAAUGCUUACCAAGUCAUAAAGGCCUCAGGAUUUUAGCAGUGACCUGCAAUUCACUGAGGCAUGUUUGGAUUUGAAUUACUCCAUAUGCUGAUAGUGCAAGGCAAUAAAGAUGCUUGCCUGUGUGUCCAGUAGGAAGAUUCCUCAUGAGUUUCAGUUUGGAAGUAAGAGCUGUUUCAUUAAGAAAAUAACAGUGGCGUCCAAGUUAACUGCUCACCUCUCUCCACUCUUAUGGAACGCUAGAAUUCUGUUAAGCCCAAUUCUGAGGGAAGAAGAUUUCAAGGCUAAGCUAGCAUCUGAUGUGGUAAUAGCAAACAUUCUGUAAUUUAACUUAUUUAAUUCCGUGUGUAACAUAUUGCUGUAUAGUUCAAACACAUCUGAACUCUGUUUCUUUUUCAGGUAGCUACAAAUAGCAGUAAACUGCCCUGCAGCCUGUCCUUCAACUAAAUAUUUAAAACUUAAGAUCCUAAGCUGGUUAUUAUUUUUAAAGCCCUCUGUAUCUUUGUAUUUUUUCCCCCUCUAACUUUCUGAAAGUUGCGCAUCCUUAUGUGCCCAAUUUAUAACCUUUGAUACACUUACUGAUUACUUUGGCUUCAUUUGUAGCAAUAGAACAAUGUGAUUUCUUUUCCAGGUGAUGUCUUAUUCAGCUACCUGAGGCCCUUUCAUUGUUGCAAACAUUUUUUGCUCAUAGGUUGGUAUAAUUCAAGAUGUUACUUCAUACUUAUGCAUGGCACUAACAUCAGGCAUUUAACUGAUGAGUGCCCUAAUUUGUUUAAUUUGAAAUAGGUCUGUCAAGGAAUUAUUAAUCAAAUCAACAUUUGAAUUACUAAACAUUACUCCUGCAUAGCCAUAACUAUGUAUUAGAGAAGCAAUAGAAACUCUUGGAUGUGGCUAAUAUUUCCGUAAGAGUCAUUGCUAUUUUCAUUAAUGCUGGUUAAGAAAUUACUACCAGUUCUGCAGCCUCAGGGAUCUUGCUUUCCUCUCACUCCAUAAGCAAGUGGUUCACGUGUGGCAUGGUAAGUUAUAUUAGUCUAGCACGUUCUGAUUUGAAAAACAAAUUGGUUGGCAUAAUAACUUGAGUCAUCUUGAUAGAAAUAGUCUCAGCUCCCCUUGUGUUUUCUGGAUUAUCUGCAAACUUCCACCCAUAAUUUCUGUGGCUUUGUGAGCACACACAUAUGUAGCCUUCCAUUCCCCUUCUAUGUGCUGGCUAUCAGAGAACAGCAAAUGGGAAGAGUUGCACGUUUUAGUCUGCACCAAGCAUGCAGCUUUUCAAGUGGGUUAGCAGAAGGCUCCAGCUUCAGCAAAUCCAGUCUUGACAGAUAUGUAUGUUUAUUUGUUUUUUAUUUCAUUUAGAUGUUUUUUGUCUUGUUUGUAUGCUGGUGAUCUAUAUGUUGAUUAUCCAUUAUGGUUCAAGCAUUUUUUUAAUCAUGGCAGAUUUUACUAAAAUACAUACAUCCCCCUUGAUGGCAAACAAUUUUCUGCAUCACAGGUCCUGUCCAGACUGAGAAAAUUAAUCUUUGAAAACAGUUUAGCAGAUGUGACUUUGCACUUGAAACUAAAACUUUUAUUCCAUUAAAAAACCUGCUCCAUGGUCUCAGCUGAUAGGGCUUCAGCCAGUUCAGGUAUGUCUUGGUUCUGUAACUUUGCUUCUUCUGAGCUGCCUAAAUCUUCAACUUUUUUUUUUAAACACUUUCAGAGGUUUAAAGUGUAUUGAUUCUUGCAGUUUAUGCAUUCUUUGAUAUAUAUAUUUUUUUGAGACAGACUAGAUCCUGAUUUAUAGGCAGAAUUCCUUGCAAACAGAAUAUGAACAAUGCUGGGAUUACUAAAUUGCUGUCAGAACUUCCUUUGUAUUCGAAGGUGUAAACAUUCUGGGUUGAGUAUAUUAAUAUAUACUUUUUAGUUUGCUUAAAAAAAAAAAGUGGUUUUGUCUUCUACCUGUGGUGUAUUCAUUUUGAUGCGGUUGUUUUUUAAGAGGGGAGUACAUUUUCUGAGAAGUUCGGCUCCCAAGUUGUUCAUUUGUCUGACAAAAGUCUUGCUUUGGUUUCAAGUGGUCCUACGCUAUAAUCUUUAUUCCUGCCACAUACAACUUCAGACUUUUGCUUCAGCAAUAAAUCUUUCAUGCCUUCUGAUGUACUGGAACUAGUCUUUGCUUGUUGCUUCCCCCCCACCCCCCCGCCCCGAUUUUCAGUUUUAUAUUGAGCUUUUAAUAUAGACUGGUUUUUUAAUGAAAUUUCCCAUGUUUUAGUUCUCUCUUUUGGCCCAUUGUUCUGCAGACUGGAUAAAUCUGCUUAAGGCCUAUUCACUGUAAUGCAGUGGUAUUCCCAUCUGUGUGUUUGCAGCAGUGUUCCUGUUAAAGCCCUGAUUUGCAGAACUUCAGAAAUGUUUACCUAGAUAUCCAUACCAUAUUUGUGGGUAGCAACAAAUUGUAUCAUUACUACCAGUGGCUUUUUGGAUGGUAGCAGCUUCCCAUUUCACUGCCAACUGACUUUGUUGUAGACAAGUGUUACUCAGUGUCACUUCAUCCCCCAGCCCCCAAGAUGCCUGCAUAUUGACUCUGAAACAGCGUUUUCAUUACAGGUACCACUGGCAUGCAGAUUUUCCCUUCCUUGUUACUGUAUUGAAAAUUUUGAUACUACUUUAACUGAAAUACUAAUUCUGUCUAGUCUUAAAGUAUUACUUCAGAGAGUGACUUAAGUAAUCAGCUGUGAAGGAAUUCCUUGGUGAUAAAAUAAAGUUGAUUUUAAGCAGAGUAAAUAAGUUGGCAUGUCAAAUAAUAUAGGAAAUGGAAACAAAAUAGUAGACUGCUGUGAAACGUCAGAACAUCACAAACUUGGAAAACUGAUUUGUGCAAGAAAUACAGGAAAAGAAUUCAGUGAUUUAAAAAUGACUUUUUCUAAUAUCUGCAUGUGAAUAAGGAUGCUGAAUUGAUCAAAAGAGGCCCACUUUUUUUUCCAUGCUCACUGGGAAAAUAAACUGUUUUAAGAUAGUAGACUACAACAUGAGCCUAUUAGGAUGAAAGCUGUACUGAUGAAAGCUGCUAAAUUCUGAUCACAUGAUAAAAAGUUCUUUGGGCUUCUCAACUGUAACUUCAUUAAUUUUUCUAGUGGCCAGAUUUUUUAGAGAAGCUUGCUUGUAGGCAGACCAGCCCCUUUGACCUAACUGUGAAUGUAUGCAAGUUGGAAAUGGAAAGGACAAAUCUUCAUCCAUCUAUAUUUUGCUGGGAAUGACAUUGUUGAAAAUACGCUUUCUUUUGACUGUGAGUCCCUGUUUAUUACUCGUGUUCACCUAAUGUUUCAUUAAUUUCUUAAUUGGAUGAAAUGCACUUUAAAAAGCUGGUUAAUAGACGAUACUGAUAUUUUGCGCAGAUUCCACUGAAUUUGCAGUAGAUGUUGGAACACUUGGGGAAACUUUGCUUCCCGCCCGUGGCACAUUUCAUUUUUUUAUUAGAAAUACAAAUUGUUUUAUGCUCUGUUUACAGCUUCUCACCCAAAAGCAAUGGUUAACUUCACAAUAUCUAUGUUACUAGCUCUAUUAUAACCAUCAGGGAUAUACACUUUCCAAAUUCCCUAUAUUCUAAUCACUGUUUUUCUCUGUGCUAUGAUACAAAUAUUUGCUUUGGAUCUGUGCUGUACUUAAGUGCCACCUAAACAUUGGUCUUCUCGUUCUGGGCAUGUUGAUAGAUGAGCCUGCUGAUGAGGGCAUUAGUCUAAAUAGUCUUUUAAUACUUGGUGUACAGUUAUGAUAAUCUGAUUCAACCAAUGAUUAAAACAGCAGAUUAAACUUCUAUUUUUAUCAAGUUUUAUUUUUGAAUAACCAUUUUAAUGUCUUCUUUACCAGUUAAUCUCCAAGUGUAAUACAUUUCGGUUUACAUAUGUUGGAUUCUCUUAAUGGCUUGAGGUCUUCAUUAGAUAAACUUUUAAAAGUUUUAAGUUCUGUAGAAAUUGUUCAGAAUCUAAAAUACUUGUAUGACACCUCACUAACAUUUUUUCAUGCUUUCAUUGAAUCAGCAGAAUAAAAAAAACCAAACAGAUUUAGGAUUACUAAAGUCAUGCUAGAUUUCACUUUAACUUAAAAUAUUUGAACUCUAUUUAUAACCUGAAUUAGAAAUACAAACUAAUUUUUGUUGCAAAUUAAUAUAAAUGUUCUAACAUUUGAGGAAUUUUGAAUGAAGUGACUGCAGUGUUUAUUUUGGAUAUAGUCCACCUGGAUGGAAAUGCAGUGCUUGGCACAGUUUAGGCCUGUGAUUUAAAGAAUAUGCUUUUCCAGGCAUUUAUAGUUAUCAAAUGGAGACGAAAUAGUUAACUUAAAACCUAUUCCAGAAUGAGUGUGUCAAAAAAAAAAAAGGGGAGGGGGGGAGCCAAUUAGACAUAGCUAUUGAAGACUAAUGUGACAUAAAUCAAAAUUGCGAAAGCUGAUAAUAGCUAAACAUGCAGUAAUUCAGGUAUAUGUUCUAUCAUAAUGCAGUUGAGAGCAUUUGUUAUUCUGAGAAAUACAAUUUUUCAGGCUAGUAAAUGUCUCUUAGCAGUGAUUUCUUUAUAAAUUUAAAAAUGAACACUGAGUUUUAUCUGUUUUGAGUUCUUGUUUCCGCUCUUAUGCUGUAUUCUGCUGUAUAUGAAAAAACUUCUUAAAUUUGUCUGAUCUUGAUGUUGAUUUUGUUGGAAGAGGCAAAAUGAAGAUAAUAACAUUGCCAAAUUCCAGAUUUUUCUACUCUUCAACGAACUUGAGUAAAAGUACAAGGAGAAAAUGUUGAAUUAAUUUGAGUAGCAUUCUAGUUGUCCAAAGGCGUAGUGAUUCCUUAAAUUGCCUUAGUCCACAAAAGCUUGUUGACUUUUGUCAGGAAAAAGUGACAGCCAGAUUGAUUCAAUUCUAAAAGGCUGAAAUGUGAGACUGAACACUAGCCAAAACUUAAAAUGAUGAAGGUAUGACUAAAGGGUACAAUGCUUUUUGUCUAAUACAGCUUAGAACAUAGCUGAAAUUACUUUUUAUUGUUUUGUUUGUUUGUUUUAAGGUGUGCGCUCACAUAGCACUAUUCUUUCCAUGCUACUAAAUUCAAGGAACUUACUUUUGAGUAUGCAGCAAAUCAGGAUCUUUACUACAGGAAAUGUAGUGGUGGUGAAGUAGGUACCAUCUAAUGUUGUUUGAUUUAAGUUUGUGGGAAUGCCACAAAUUUUUGUUUUCAUAAAUACCUUUGUAUACCCAAUUUUAAACUGAAAUCUCAUCUGGCCUGAUGUAAAAAUUUGGUAUACACAUAAUUAUUUGAGAAAACACUGAACAAAACACAAUUACAUACAUUCUAAAAAUGUAUGUGGCAAUUUCCAUGAGGUUACUCUAAGACUUUGCUUUUGUACUAUUUAUGCAUAUAUGACAAAUUACUAAAUACUGUUUUCAGUUCUUAAAUUCUUAUCUUAUUUAAAACCUAUGGUAUCUUAUUUUUAAAUAUUGUCAUCCAUGCCUAGCAGUGAAUUUUGGAUGCAUGUACACACACGUACACACACACAGCAUUUCGAUUAAAAUUGGUUGAAGGUGGGGGUGUAUAUGUCAUGCAAUUGUACUUUUGAAGAUAAAAUAAAAGAACAUAAACUUGA
Dromaius novaehollandiae (emu) is the source of this 9316-nucleotide messenger RNA. RefSeq names its product round spermatid basic protein 1 like (gene RSBN1L). Lineage: Eukaryota; Metazoa; Chordata; Aves; Casuariiformes; Dromaiidae. Gene Ontology annotation, cellular component: nucleus. The record is from RefSeq and is a predicted model, not a curated record. The transcript has 10 exons. Bases 75 to 2786 code for a protein of 903 amino acids.